This is a messenger RNA of Hirsutella rhossiliensis, 3654 nucleotides long. RefSeq names its product helicase associated (HA2) domain-containing protein. Bases 1 to 3654 code for a protein of 1217 amino acids. The transcript has a single exon. Gene Ontology annotation, cellular component: nucleolus; intracellular anatomical structure. Gene Ontology annotation, molecular function: ATP binding; RNA binding. Lineage: Eukaryota; Fungi; Ascomycota; Sordariomycetes; Hypocreales; Ophiocordycipitaceae. The record is from RefSeq and is a predicted model, not a curated record. Gene Ontology annotation, biological process: maturation of SSU-rRNA from tricistronic rRNA transcript (SSU-rRNA, 5.8S rRNA, LSU-rRNA).
AUGGCCAAAUUCGUGCCUCGGCAGCGGAAGCACAGAGUGCUUGCCCGGGAAAAGGCAAAGGAAAAUGCCCGCCAUGAAGUCCAAGACACCAAUCAAGAAAUCCUGCCCGCCGACAAGAAAGCGCUCGAAGAGGAAAAGGCGCGCAUCAAGGAAGAGCUGCGCCGCGACGGUGUCAAGGUGAGCGGGAAGAAAGCAAAGCGGCUCGAAAAGUACAUCGACAGCAAGCUCCGCAAAGAUGAGAACCGCGAACUGCUGGCCAAGCUGGCCGCGCGCAAGGUCGACACUAGCCUGUUUACGAGUAGCAAGUCGCUGGGCCAGGGCCGCGAGACCAAGAAGCAGGCACUCUCGCGCGCGCUGCGAGAGAAGAGAGCUGGGAUCGAGGGCGAUGAUGCGGACAAGUUGCUCUUUGAGAGGAGGCGGGAGGCAUGCCAAGCUGCCCAAGAGGACAGCGACGACGACCGGGAUGCCAGCGGCAGCGACACCGAGUUGCAUCAUAGACCUACUGAAACGAAACUAUUGACUUCUUCUAUAUCUAAAUCGUCGACACUGGCGCAGCAGCCGGCCAGCACCGCCUCUGGAGUCGUUGGCUCCGGUCUCAAGCGCCCACUCGAGCUGGACGAGGACGGCCGCCCGGUCAUCAUGAAGAGACAGAAGCGAGGCGGUGUGAAGACAAAAGUGCAGCCGAUGCACGCCCCGCUGGCGGCAUCCGGCGGCCCGAAAUACGAGGAAUGGGAUGGGUUCGAUAGCGAUGCUGCAUCAGGCGACCCCGACAGCAAUGCUUCGAACGACGACCACGAAAACUCGACCGAUGACUGUAGCGACGCAGAGACCGAUGAACUGAGUUCUGAAGACGAUUCAAGCGCGGAGAGCGAAGAGACGUCGGGUGACGAUUCGAUGGGCGACCAGGGCGAAGACGGGGAGGCCAGGACACAGCGAUCUUCUGCGUUCAAAGCCUGGGCUCACCAAAAGCGCAAUGAAGCUCUGGGUUUUCAACCGACCGACCCCUCCUUGACGACCUUGAUACCUCGGCCGGACAAUUUCGUGCCACGAGCGCCCGAGCAAGACCCUCUGCCCAUGGAACUCAAACCGACGGCGAGAACUGAGCGAAAGGCCUUCAGCGUGACAGUGACUAGGUCCACUGAUAUCCAGGUGGCUCGUCUCAAGCUCCCAGUUGUCUCCGAAGAACAAAGGUUGAUGGAAGCAAUCCAUAACAACGACAUAGUGGUUAUUUGCGGAUCUACAGGAUCCGGCAAGACCACUCAAGUGCCUCAGUUUCUCUUCGAGGCCGGCUACGGGUCUCCCGACUCGCCGACGCCAGGAAUGAUUGGAAUCACCCAGCCGCGACGAGUUGCCGCCGUGAGCAUGUCGAGGAGGGUGGCCGAAGAGCUGGGCGAUCACUCCGGCGCAGUAGCCUACCAGAUCCGCUUCGAAGGCACCGUAGACGCCAAAACCGCUGUCAAGUUCAUGACUGACGGUGUCUUGCUGCGGGAGGUCGCGCAGGACAUUAGUCUGCGCAAGUACUCGGCCAUCAUAAUAGACGAAGCCCACGAAAGGAGCGUCAACACCGACAUCCUCAUUGGCAUGCUCAGCCGUGUCGUCAAGCUGCGAACCGAGCUUGCUAAGGAGGACCCUUCCCUCAAGCCGCUCAAGCUCAUCAUCAUGUCUGCCACGCUGAGGAUAGAAGACUUGACGAUGAACUCGACGCUCUUUCCAACCCCGCCUCCUGUCAUGGAAGUUGAAGGACGGCAGCAUCCCGUCACGAUUCACUUCUCCCGGAGAACCCACCACGACUACGUCGAAGAAGCGUUCCGCAAGAUCAGCCGAGGCCACCAGAAGCUUCCUCCCGGGGGCUUCUUGGUCUUUUUGACGGGGCGAAACGAAAUCAUGCAGCUGAGCCAACGCUUAAAGGCUGCGUUUGGAGGUCUCAGGACUGCCGAGGGGCCAAAGGUGCACAUCUCUGCAAACGACGCGCCGAUGGAGGUCGAAGACAUCGAGUUUGGCGACGUGGACGACGAAGCGGGGGACGAUCUGGAUGACUUGCCUUCGGACGAAGAGGAUAGAGGACUGGGGGAAGAGGACGAAUUCCAGAUCGAAGAGGACCAGCAAGCGGCACCACUCAAGAUGCAAAUAUUGCCUCUCUACUCCCUGCUGCCAACGAGGGAGCAGCUACGAGUGUUUGAGGACCCCCCGGAAGGCUACCGGCAAAUCAUCUUGGCCACCAACGUUGCCGAGACCAGUUUGACGAUCCCGGGCACGCGCUUUGUCUUUGACUGUGGAAGGUCAAAGGAGCGGCGCUAUGAUCGACUGAGCGGAGUCCAAAGCUACGACAUUGGCUGGAUCAGCAAGGCCAGCGCCAGUCAACGCUCUGGCCGUGCAGGACGAACGGGACCGGGUCACUGCUACCGACUCUACUCGUCCGCCGUCUACGAGAGGGAUUUUCCCGCCUUUGCAGAUCCCGAGCUAUUGCGCAUGCCCAUCGAGGGCGUGGUGCUGCAGUUGAAGGCCAUGAACAUCCAGAACGUCAUCAACUUCCCCUUCCCCACACCCCCGGAGAGGCAGAGCCUGGCCAAGGCGGAGAGACUGCUCACGUAUCUGUCGGCCAUCUCGCCCGAAGGCCGGGUGUCCGAGGUCGGAAAGACCAUGUCCGUCUUCCCGCUGUCGCCUCGGUUCGCCCGCAUUCUGCUCGUUGGCCAUUUGCACGACUGCCUUCCGUACACGAUUGCGCUCGUGGCAGGCUUGACGGCGGGCGAGGUCUUUCUUCCCGAAAACCAGGCGGUUCCCGCGUUGGCUGUCAAGGAGGACGCCGCCAUCCGCACGAACGAAGAUGUCCUUGCCGAGACCCGCCAGGCCAACGCGCGACGCAUGUUCAACGAGGUGCAUAAGAACUUUUGCUAUCUCGAUGAUAGGUCGGACGCCAUGAAGCUUUUGCAGGUGGUGGGCGAAUUCGCUCAUGAGCCCAUGGAGCAGUGGUGCGAGACGCACUUUGUCCGCUUCAAGGUGCUCAAGGAGAUUGGGCAACUCCGGAGGCAGAUCACGGAGUUGUUGCGGACCAACAUCCCGUCCUUUGCCGGCCUUAAGUACCAGGACAAGCUCCCCCCCCCGUCACCCAAGCAGGUGAGCGCGCUGAAGCAAAUGGUGGCGGCCGGGUUCGUCGACCAGGUGGCAGUCCGGGCAGACCUGGCGCCCAUGCCGCCGGAGCAGCACCGGAAGCCUCGACGGGCCAUCGACGUUCCCUACGUGCCGCUGAUACCCUUGGGCUCAGCACAGGACGGCCUAGUCUACAUCCACCCGGGAUCGCCACUGGCGCACCUGAGCCCGCAGGAGUGUCCCGAGUACGUCGUCUACUCGUACCUGCAGCGGACCUCCACGGCGGGCCUGGACCUGCAGAAGCAGCCCAAGACCAGGAUGCACUCGCUGACGGACGUCACGGGCGGGCAGCUCGUCGGGCUGGCUAAGGGUACGCCGCUGAUUAGCUACGGCAAGCCCAUCAAGGAGGUCAAGGCGCCCGCAGCCGGGGCGGACGGCGCGACGGUCAGGGAAUGCUGGGUCGUGCCGUUUCUGAGGGCCGAGGGCGUCGGGGGGCAGGGCUGGCCUCUGCCGGCUAGGAAGGUUAGGCAAAGAAAGGUUCCCGGUAAGGGAUGGGUGGUGGAAUGA